Messenger RNA from Anopheles maculipalpis, 1421 nucleotides. RefSeq names its product polycomb protein EED (gene escl). The transcript is spliced from 3 exons. Gene Ontology annotation, cellular component: ESC/E(Z) complex. Lineage: Eukaryota; Metazoa; Arthropoda; Insecta; Diptera; Culicidae. Gene Ontology annotation, molecular function: protein binding; nucleosome binding. Bases 80 to 1357 code for a protein of 425 amino acids. Gene Ontology annotation, biological process: negative regulation of transcription by RNA polymerase II. The record is from RefSeq and is a predicted model, not a curated record.
ACGACUCAAAUUCGGCCAACAAAUUGGCGCUUUGUUUGUGUGGAUCGGAGCAUACAAAAACAGCAUAAUAAACGACAACAUGAAACUCGGGCGAAAGGACGAAGCGGUAAAUGCCCCGGGCGAUGGUUCUGACGAGGAAGAUGAUGAUAUUCAUGAAACUUCCAGCAUGGGAAGCACCUGCACUGACAACACUUCUAAUGGAAGCGAAAGCCAGAUUAAUCGCAAGAAACGGAAACGUUCGAAGAAAAAGGUGACGAAGGUGGUAAAACCAAUCUUCAAAUUUAGUGGCUACGUUAAGGAAGACCAUGGACAAUCGCUUUUCGGUUGUCUUUUCAACUACAAUCUCAAAAACGGAGAACUGCCUACGUUUGCGACCGUCGGAAGCAAUCGUGUGACGAUUUAUCAGUGCCAAGCUGAUGGAGAAAUAACGCUGAAACAGUGCUACGCGGAUCCUGAUACGGAGGAAGUAUUCUAUACCUGUGCCUGGUCUCAUGAUGUGGAAACCGGCAAUCCGUUGCUUGCUGCCGGAGGCCUCCGGGGCGUGCUACGCGUGUUUAAUACGGCAUCGCUGGAAGGACACAAAUAUUACAUCGGACACGGGCAUGCCAUCAACGAGGUAAAGUUCCAUCCCAAGGAACCGUACCUCCUGAUGUCCGCCAGCAAGGACCACUCAUUGCGACUGUGGAACACAAAGACAGACAUUUGCAUUGCGGUGUUUGGUGGCGUCGAGGGACAUCGGGAUGAGGUGCUCAGCUUCGAUUUCGACAUCCCCGGAACGAGGAUCAUGUCCUGCGGCAUGGAUCAUUCGCUAAAGAUGUGGCGUCUCGAUACGGAAACGAUGAAGAAAGCUAUCCAAAACAGUUACACCUUCAACGAAGCAAAGAACCUUUCCCGUUUCCCAUCGGUAAACGAACAUUUUCCCGUAUUUUCCACGCGCGACAUACACCGGAACUAUGUCGAUUGUGUGAGAUGGAUGGGUGACUUUGUGCUUUCCAAGUCGUGCCAGAACACAAUCGUCUGCUGGAAACCGGGCCGGCUAGAAGACGUGGAGGUGAAAAACAAUGAAACGAUCACCACCGUUAUUACUACGCUGGAGUACAGUGAGUGUAUUAUUUGGUUCGUACGCUUUUCGCUCGACUACUGGCAGAAGUAUCUGGCGCUGGGGAAUCAAACGGGGCGAACCUACAUUUGGGAGCUGGAUACGGACGAUCCGGUGCAUCCGCGCUGUAGCACACUGUUUCAUCCGAAGUGUACUACACCGAUCCGGCAAACGGCCUUUUCCCGCUCGGGCAACAUUUUAAUUUGCGUCUGCGACGAUGGUACCGUGUGGCGUUGGGAUAAGAUAAAUAGUAACUAGCGCUUUCGUUCAUGGUACGGUGUUUCGCUGGUAAGAACAAACGAUUGUGCACAUGAAUCAAAAA